CUCCCCGCCGGCCACGCCCCCAGCGGCCGCUCUGACCGGGGCGCGGGGUCGGACCGGGGCCGCUCCGGGUCCGCUGCUUCAUCACCUUCAUCACCUUCAUCAUCGCCACCGCCGCCAUGGGCUCCGUGCAGCAGCGCCUGGAGCGCUUCCUCAACAGCCCCGGGCCGAUCGGCGACCUGCUGGGCCAGCUGGAAGCCCGUACCGGCGUCCAACGGCUCUACCUGUCCACAGGUUCCGUGGCGUUCCUGGGGCUCUACCUCAUGUUCGGCUAUGGCGCCUCUCUGCUUUGCAACAUCAUCGGCUUCGUCUACCCCGCCUACGCCUCCAUCAAAGCCAUCGAGAGCAACAACAAGGAGGAUGACACCAUGUGGCUCACGUACUGGGUGGUCUACGGCGUCUUCAGCAUCGCCGAGUUCUUCUCCGACCUUUUCCUCUACUGGUUCCCCUUCUACUACGCCGGGAAGUGCCUGUUCCUGGUGUGGUGCAUGGCCCCGGUGCCCUGGAACGGCUCCCAGCUCAUCUACCACAGCGUCGUCCGGCCCUUCUUCCUCAAGCACCACAAGGCCGUGGACAACAUGAUGGGCGACAUCGGCGCCAAGGCGCUGGACGCGGCCUCCAGCGUCACCCGAGAAGGCUUCAAAGCACCCCUGAACCUGGCAGACUUAGUACAGAAGGCGAAGUAAGGGGCGCAUCGGCGCCUCUGGUACCGGCACUACAGCCCCGGUACUGGGACCCAGUACUGGCACCCGCGGCCGCAGUACCGGCACCACGCUCCCAGUACUGGUACCGGCAGCACCCGUUCUGGCACCGGAGUCCCCCAUACCGGCACUACAGACGCCGGUACCGGCAGCGGUAUCGGCAUCCUCCGUUCUGGCACCGAAGUCCCCCAUACAGACGCCGGUACCGGCACCGUGCUCCCGGUACCGGCACCACGGCCCCGUUAGCGGUACCGGCCAGCCCGGGUCGUGCCCGCCCGGGAUCCCGAGUUGCUGCGGUCCGAGUCUGUCGUUCCCCCAGUCCCCCAAUAAACCCCGGUGCCCCCGA
Molecule: messenger RNA, 1044 nt
Organism: Hirundo rustica (Barn swallow)
Lineage: Eukaryota; Metazoa; Chordata; Aves; Passeriformes; Hirundinidae
Gene: REEP6
Product: receptor accessory protein 6
Exons: 5
Coding region: 117-683 (188 amino acids)
Source: RefSeq, a predicted model, not a curated record